AUGAAGGCUAGGGGUGUGCUUUUGGUGUCUCGAAUCCUCGUGAAAGACAUCAAGAAGGGACUUAGAAUGGGGUGCGAGGACGGGUGGCGGGGAGUGAGGGCCCGCGCAGCGCUGUCCCUUUCUCGUCGGGCAGGAGCGCCACGCCCCCGGGACCUCCACGGCGCCCCGCACUCCUCGGCGACCCUCUCCCCCGGGGCCGCCAUGCCCGCGUCCAGCCGCGAGAAGAGUCCUCGGGUCUCCAGGGUGCUUUCCAUGAUCUCCAGCGACGCGAAGAAGAGCCAUGGAGAAGCCAAGGAGACCAAGGUGGUGGAGGCGGAGGGAGACGGCGAGUCCCCCGCCCCGGCCACGUUCACCAAGACGCCCCGGAGUCCCAGGAUCAAGAAGAGCAAGAGGGGCAUCCUGCCGUACUUCCGGGAAUUGGUUACCAAAGAUACGGACGUACUUGACGUGCUGCUCUCCAAAGAACCCAGUGAAAGUGAAUGUGGUGUUGACGUUGAUGUGUCUAAAAGUAUUACAGACAGUGUUAGUGCGCCAGUGGAAGAGAGUGAAAAGUGUGAGACCGACAGUGAGUCAGAUAAGUGUGAUCCUGCGGACCUCGUGGACUUGAAGACUUACUCACUCAUACAUUCUCGUAUGGCCAAGUAUGAAUCUCCUCUGAAGAAAACUCAGAUAUACCAAAAAUCGUUUCUCCAUAACCGUUACGGCUCAACCCCCUCCGUGGAGACGCUCCCGGGCCGCGCGGGCGCCGGAGCCUCGUCCAGCUCCUCGGCGUCACCGGUGCCGUCCGCGCCCUCGCUGGCGGCCCUGCGCUCCCGCACCCUCGAGCCCGUGUCGCGCUCGUCGCAGGACCCCCUGGGGCGCGCGACGCUCUCCUCCUUGGCCAAGUCCAGCACGCUCGACACCGUGAAGGCCAGGUUCCAUAACCAUGUGAAUAACCUGACUUACGAGGGCAUGAAUUUUACCAGCGGCGAACCAAGCAACAUUGCGAGCAGUAGUAACAGCAGCAGCUGGAGUCUGGGCGGCAGGGGCUUCUCUUCGCCAUUCUCCAAGUUCUCUGCAUACAGCACAGAGAACCUGAAAGCCAUUGGAAAAGAUAAGGACAAGAAGCAUACCAAAAACACACUCUCCCAUGAACCAAAAGCCGUCGCGAAGUCUGGCGUGAAAAAGAUUCUGUUGCACAGUCGCUUAAAAGAUGACACUGCAACUGACACGAGUCCAGACCGGAAGGUGAAAGCCACUGGCUCUCUACCGGGGACCACGACCACGGUGGAACCCGUCAGCAGAAAUCUAGACUCCAUUACAAUAAUAUCAAACAAGAACGUGACUGCAAAGCUGAACAUCACGGUCGUCAAAACGCCCGAGACGGUGAGAAGAGGCUCCUUCAGAUUUACUCGAACUGGGGGAUUCAGGUCGUCACUCCGGGCGUCGCAGAGAAGGAGAAGAGAGCUGAGAAGUCCCCUGUCCUCAACCUCGUCUUCUCUCUCUACUUCCUCGUCUUCCCUGCCAACAUCCUCCACAACCACGACCACGACCACAACCGCAGAAGGAAAACCCAUCCCCGAAUAUGCUAAAGUCAACAAAAGAAAGAAUUCCAAACCAGACAUCGUUGAAGAGGAGAACUUCAGCAGACUGUCUCCUUCUCUCCCGCACGCCCACGAGUCCCCAGCAGAGAAGGCGCCCGUGGUCAAGAAAAUCGAAGCUGCUGCGUACAAAGCGCGGAAGGACUCUGACCCUUCCCUGAAGGUGAAUCCGGUCAAGAAAUCGGAGAGUUUCAAGGCGGGAGUGCGAGUGGGUCGGAGAAGCAGCCUCACCUAUGCGUCGCGAGCCAAGAUGAUGAAGGAGACUCUGGAGGGCGAGAGCUUUGUGAAGACUCAGGCUGUAAAGCUUCGGAGGAAAGAUUCAAAGAACGGGAGGCUGGACAUGAAGAAUGCGAGGAAGGCGGAAUAUCGACUGAGUGUGACGAUCAAACCCAGCACCGUGGCCACGCUGGCGAACAAGUUCAACACCAUCAUAUCUCAGAACCAAGCAGGGGCGCCGGCUGUCAAGUCUGAGCUUCCUCUCGGCCACGUGUCUGUACAGAAGGCAAGAAUGCAGAGGAGUCCUCAGACCAGCAUCAGACUGAAAAACAGAGUGAAGGCCACAAGGGCUGAGCCAGAAGCCAAGGAUCUACCCGAAGGGGCAAAGAAUGCUGCCAGGUCCUCGAGGUCGCCAUCGCCCAAGAAGUCGACGCAGGCCAAGAGCCCCGCGUCCCUCCUGGAGAAGCUGGGGGAUAACAAAACGGACGAGGAGAAGGUGUGUGAGAAGAUUAAGACGGCUCUGUCAUCAGGGAAAUUCAAGGGAGAAACAGACGACUCUGAGGACGAGGCGGCGGAGAAAAAGUCCACAGAUGAGGAGAAGUGUCGGAGUCGACUGCCUUCUCCCUCCCCUUCUACCUCCAAUGCAAGUGGCCUCAGGAAUGCCACUCAGCCCAGCACUGAACAACCUGCCACUUCUGCGGCAGACUCGGCAUCUGUUUCUGGCGCCCUCACACAGACCAGUUCAACCAUACCAAAGACCAAAAAUUCUUCUGAAAAGACAGAGAGGGACGCUGUCACAGAUGUUCUAGGACAGAUUCCUCAGCAGCCCAGUGAUAUUCUAACGGAGAUCGACCAGGUGUUUCCCUUACCUGAGAGGCAUGCCAAGUCGGACUCUAUGGACUCUGGCAUAUCUACUGAAGGAGAUCGACUCUCGGGGGCGGGGUCUCCCAACCUCCCCAGCACGUCCCUUGCCUCCACCUCCACUCCCUGCCUGCUCUCAUCUGGGGUUGAAGACUCGUCGCUGGAGACUGUCAUAUCGACGGACACUUUUAGGAGUGAAGAUAGCGCAGUGGUUGUAAAGAAUUCUGCAGAAGCGACGCAAGAGCCAGGCCCAAGCAGUGCGGCCCAGAUUACCACUGCAGAGCAGGAGAAAUCCCAAGGUACUGCAGCUGCAUCGAAAGGUGAAGAAGAGGAAAGCAAAGACGGAGCAGAACCUUUGGAAAAGGGGAUUAUCGAUGGCUUGGAGACGGAAGGGAAGCCAGGAAAUGAACAAGCUGACGCUGAGGGAGGGAAAGGAAGUCCCGAGGAAGACGCAGAAGAUAAGAACAUCGAGGCCGAUCUGCGGUCCAUCGCAAGCAGCAACAUGGACGACACUCACUCCGAGGUCAGCUCUGUGUGCUCGGAGGCCAAGUCAAAGAGGUCCACCAGCAGGGGCCAUGAGAGUCGCAUCUACACCGCCGUCAAAACCGCCGUCAAGAACACUGUCAAGAAAACCAAAGAAAAGGAUGCAGAGCGGAAAGAGGAGAGGGAGAGGGAGAGGAGGAACAGGUCCCCUUCAGCGGACAGGGAAAAGUGGUACCGAAGAGGAAGGUCAAGAGAGCAAACUUCGAGAGAAGAGCCAGGAACGUAA
This is a messenger RNA of Penaeus monodon (black tiger shrimp), 3426 nucleotides long. RefSeq names its product serine-rich adhesin for platelets-like. The record is from RefSeq and is a predicted model, not a curated record. The transcript is spliced from 6 exons. Lineage: Eukaryota; Metazoa; Arthropoda; Malacostraca; Decapoda; Penaeidae. The coding region runs from base 1 to 3426 and encodes 1141 amino acids.